AUGCUAGAAUUUGUGCACACGCCUGCAAGGAGAAACCGGAAUUGUUGCACGACAGAUCCGUAAUGGUUCAAGCUCAACCACUGUUUCUACGUCGCCGAUAGUGUCUACAGCACGACGAACUAUUUGUUUUUGUUCAUUGUUUUUCUUGAUGUACACAAAUAUAAGAAUACUUUCGUCGGCCAGCUGUGAAUGAAAACCGUGUGUAUUUUACUCUGCGAUAAGAUUGUAGAGUAAGGAACACCGCUGCUCAGUCGUAUGAAAUUCUCGGAGCGAUUGACCACAGACUGUCAUUAGUAUUUUCGAAACGAGUGUAUCCAAGUGACCCGCGAGUUACCGAGUGUGAGAAAUAAAAAGAUCUCAGUAGGCACCGAAAGAAGUAGUCGAACUUCAUACAGUCGAAUAGUCUAAAAAGUGUUUAUGAUAACAUCAAGUUUAUAAGCGAAGAAAAGAAAGAUGCCUCCCGCUGCUACGACCGAGAAUCGGACCCGUGACGGACACGUUCUAGUGUGGGAACAAGCCGGCAUUGACGAGGAACACCCCCAAAAAGAACGGCGUUUCGGCACGCGGCACUAUGUCGUGUUCAUGCUGUUCCUUGGCAUGGCCAAUGCAUACGUUAUGCGAACAAACAUGUCCGUAGCCAUCGUGGCCAUGGUGAACCAAACUGCGAUUGAACACGAAGCGGAGGUGUUUGAUGACGAAUGUCCGGAUACGGACUACGGUGAGCCAGAGAAUCCAGCUGAUCGAAAAGACGGAGAGUUUCUGUGGAGUACCAGUCUACAGGGUUACAUUCUAUCGUCCUUCUUCUACGGGUACGUGAUCACGCAGAUUCCAUUCGGAUUAUUGGCCAAGAAGUACGGUGCCAUGCGGUUCCUCGGGUGGGGAAUGUUGAUCAAUUCUCUGUUUGCUUUCCUGGUUCCGAUCGCUGCCCGCCAGGGUGGUGCUCCGUGGUUGAUCGUCGUUCGCUUUAUCCAAGGUCUGGGUGAAGGUCCGAUUGUGCCAUGUACUCAUGCCAUGUUGGCUAAAUGGAUUCCGCCGAACGAGCGAUCGAGAGUCGGAUCGAUUGUGUAUUCAGGUGCUCAAUUCGGAACGGUCAUAUCUAUGCCGCUGUCAGGUUUGCUAGCAGAUAACGGAUUUGAUGGCGGUUGGCCUUCGAUCUUCUACGUGUUCGGAAUCAUCGGUACCGUUUGGUCCAUAGCUUUCUUGCUUACUUGCCACGAAGAUCCGAUCACGCAUCCCACCAUUCAGGAAGAUGAACGCAAAUACAUUCAGCAGUCACUGUGGGGCAAGGCCGGAGUAAACAUUCCUCCAAUUCCAUGGAAUUCGCUCGUCCGGUCGAUGCCAUUCUACGCAAUUCUGUUGGCGCAUUUGGGUCAAAACUACGGCUACGAGACGCUGAUGACCGAGCUGCCCACAUACAUGAAGCAAGUUCUGCGAUUCUCCAUCAAGGCGAACGGAACGCUUUCGGCUCUGCCUUAUCUGGCUAUGUGGAUAUUCUCGAUCGGGGUCGGUUGGGUUGCCGAUUGGAUGCUGACGUCGGGUCGCUUCACGCACACUCUGACCCGUAAGAUCUCGAACAGCAUCGGUCAGUAUGGCCCGGCGAUUGCGCUCAUCAUUGCAUCGUACACGGGUUGCAACCGUGCCCUGACGGUGGCAAUCCUGACCAUUGGUGUCGGUUUUAACGGUGGUAUCUACGCCGGCUUUAAGAUCAAUCAUCUCGAUCUCACGCCACGCUACGCUGGUAUCCUGAUGGCCUUUACCAACUGUUCCGCUAAUCUAGCUGGUCUAUUAGCUCCGAUCGCAGCUGGUAACAUUAUUGAGGGCAAGCCCACAAUUGCUCAGUGGCGAAUCGUAUUUGUGAUUGCGGCUGCAGUGUACAUCUUCACCGCGACGUUCUACAAUAUCUUCGCGUCCGGUGAGCGGCAACCGUGGGACAAUCCGGAUAAUGACGUGAUUGAGAAGCCAGCCUCGAUCGAAGCACCAGCUUACGAGAACGGAAAUAGCAAUAUUGCCAACGGCACGAACGGUACGACGACGGCUACGUAUCGGACGAACAACGCAGCCGAACAAAGGCAGUGACACUUUCCUUACGGGACCUUUCCGAGUUUCCGCAAGGGUUACGGUGAUGUAGGCUGUUGUAGAGUACGAUUUCUUUCGGUUUAAGAAAAACAACUAGGCAAUAACGAUUUCUCACCCUUCUUCACUCCUAGAAAAACAAUUCACAAUUGCUCCUACCCUUUCCCAAUACACCUCUCCCUCCUACUAUCCUAAUUUGUUGCUUUACUUAGAUUAAUCAUCUAUGUUAUUCUGUUUUGAUAUUCUUGUACGUUUACCUGUUGAACGAGUGAUUUUCUAGUUAAGUUCAUUAACACACUCGAUUAUCCCGUAUAAUUGUUGAGCAAUGAAAUUUUGCCUAGGUAAAGUCUGGGCAGCAGAACUAAAGACUUGUGAUUAAGCUACACAUUCACAUGAAAUAGGAGAAAAUUCUAAAUCAAACUGCCCAUUUUUUGUGAAAUCAAGCCUGAAAUGGAGUCUGUCGCCGCGUUUUUAGCAUAGGGCCGGAAUAUUUGUUUUAUUAAAGUACAUAUUUAUAGAUAUCGUCGUCGACCGUCAAUUCCACACAGUGCCGUAGCCAUCCAAAUCCAAGCAAAGGUUGUGCAUGCAGAAAUGCAUGGGAUCGAACACUGAAUAAUUUUUUUUUGUUAUUAAAAAAAAAACUAGAAAUCAUAUACAAUUUACUGUAUAGUAAAAUAUUAAAGCAAAAAAAAAAAUCA
Molecule: messenger RNA, 2771 nt
Organism: Ochlerotatus camptorhynchus
Lineage: Eukaryota; Metazoa; Arthropoda; Insecta; Diptera; Culicidae
Gene: Picot
Product: putative inorganic phosphate cotransporter protein picot
Exons: 5
Coding region: 454-2076 (540 amino acids)
Biological process (GO): transmembrane transport; monoatomic anion transport
Cellular component (GO): membrane
Molecular function (GO): transmembrane transporter activity
Source: RefSeq, a predicted model, not a curated record